Molecule: messenger RNA, 4809 nt
Organism: Angiostrongylus costaricensis
Lineage: Eukaryota; Metazoa; Nematoda; Chromadorea; Rhabditida; Metastrongylidae
Source: the annotation of a GenBank genome assembly
AUGCCGUCAUGUUCUUCAAUAUUUCAUGACCUCACCUUCAGCACAGGAAUUACUAUCUUCAGGCAGAGAGAGGCUCAUGAUGAUUCCACUCAAACCGAAAGUAAAGGCGAAAGGACCAAUGAAAAGCUUACCGUCGGGAGUGUUAGCACCGAAAAGCUUGGCAACGAAACCGUUAAAAGUGCCUGCGAAGCGGGAUCCUCAGCUAUUGGAAGUCGGCCAGCUUUGGAUGAAUCAUGGCGAGAGUUCUGCGAAAUGACUACGAUUGAUUUCUCGACAUAUAGCACAUUAAUCCAAGAGUCAAUCGACCAAGGAAAAUUUAAUAAGUUGGCUAGGCUCCUCACUGCCGCACUGCGGACAUUCAUUGACAAGCGGGCAGAUCAAAGCAAAUUUUGUGUUGAAUAUCAACUGCUCACCAUUGUAGCUGUUACUAUAAAAGAACACAAUGAGAAGAUCCAGCACGUAGCGCUACAAAAAUGUCUCCUGAAUCUAAUGUGUCGUAUGAAACCAAUGAAUGCUGAAAGACAAGCGCUGCUGUCAGCGCUGACGGUUGCAUUGGCUAAUGGGCAAGCAACAUGGGACUCUUAUUAUGUAACAGCAUUCAUGCACGAUUCAUUAGGAGAGCGGAAUUGGGUGUUCAAGUCUCCGUCAUCAUCCAUUUCUGCCCAAAUUAUGAAGUCAUUUGGAACUAUCUACCCAACUAAAGACAUGUUAGCCGCGUGUCAUCUCGAAUUGGAUCUAGAUUUUAUGCCGGACGGCUUAAAUCUUUGUGUUGAUCGAUAUCCGUCUACUGCAGCCAAGGAGGAAAUAGCAACGAUUGCAUUGAAUGCCCUGACUCCGUGGUGGGAACUGCGAGCUGACACGACACCUGUUCAUUUUCUUCGUGUUGUAGCUCCUCUGCUUGCGCUCCCAGAUGUAAGAUUCAACGUCGUUAAGCGAAUUGACGGAUGGUUACAGCAUGUCAAGGUUACGUCAGUUUUUACUGUGUCGUUACGUGAAAUGCUGGUUCGCCAAGACGACUGCAAUAUGCGAACUGCUAUUCGACUGUUGCUGGAAAAUGAAUUUGGUCACGUUAUGUCGAGACAUCCUCACAAUGUCUCUAUACUAACAAAUUUGUUCCAGUUUGAUCGAGCAAGGGCAGCAGAAAUUUUCGGUGAGGAAAUUUCGGAAAUGAUAAUGGCCCGAGAGGAGUAUUGCAAGCCCGUGCGACUGCUUUUACGCGAAGUGAUUCGAUUCUUUCAACGAAACGAGUUUCCGUUUUACAUAUUAGCUAACAGCUAUCUCUGUACGAUUGUUGACGAGGUUGCAAAAAGUGAACACGGAAUACAGGAUCAUGUGUUCCGCUGUGCUUCUGAACUCUUGAGCGCCGUCACCCUAAUGUCAAUCAGUGUCUCUGUGCGCGAAGCGUUCAACGCUCGUCGAUCGGGCACAAACUACACCCCAGAUCUGGUAGUCGUGCAUGAUCGAUGGUUGCAAGGUGCUCGUCACAUAUUCCCCUCGGCUCGAGAGUACCUGCAGGCAUAUCACAAGCUUCUGUUCAUGGAACGUAUUCUUGGUGACCACAUAACCAUGUUGGACAAUCAAGAGGCUAUACGUCUCAUAGAAGGCUUGACUAAGCGGGCUGUCGAAAAUCGUGUGUUUGCAGAUGCUGAUCUUCCUCUAAUAACGUUGUCAAAUCCCGUCCAGCUGAUCGACCGGUUAUUUCAGCUUAGUAGUUAUCGACCACCAGGUGGUACUGCGCCGGAAGAGUUCAGCUCAUUUGCUGUCAAGAAGUACUAUUGGAAGUCGUGGUAUAUUGUUAUGAUGUGGUCCUGUGCAGGGAAAGUCGGUGAGGAAAUGGAGAAAAUCUAUUCCAUUUAUCCGCAGCUUCGGCUCUUUAUUCACAUGAUUCUUGUAAAGUCGUUUCGUUUUCCUCUAGAGUUUGAAGGAAAAACACCUGAGGAAUGGGAAGAAAUAGAGACAAAGACGAUAGAGAGGGAGAAGGAGGCAAUUAUGAAUUUGGAGACUUUUCUCACAAAACAGGGUGUUGAUGAAGAAAAUUCGAAGUUAAUCGGAACGGUUUGCUUCAACCAACCGAGAGAAUUACCACGUAGACCACCUGAACAGUUUAUUCGAAAGUUGGAGACGUUAGCAGUGGAUUGUAGUAUGGCAUCACGACUUUGCGAGUGUCGCCAGCCAGACAUGGUAGAUCAGCUGGUUCGGAAUGUUGGACCGUCAAAGGCAAUGCCUGCAAUUCAAGAGCUGUUUACAAUGAAUGCGUCGGCGAUAGAGGCGAUGCCGGUGUCAACCCUCUGUCAAUUUCUUCAGUACGACCUACAACGUCGAAAAGUCGCUAAAACCGACGACGCCAACGUUGUUCACACGAUAGUUUCUCGUGUACGUGCUGCUUUUGCUAAUGAUGCUGUGCAAGAUGACUGCAUCAACGCAGUGUUGUUCCUUCUCGAUCGACGCACGGCAUUCAGCGUUCGGGAACGUCUGGGAGCAAAACUAGUAUUAACUAAUUUGUUUACGAAUCCAGACGAAGUUAUGGACUCGAAUCAAGGUGCAGAAGGUGUAUGGAUGGAGGGAUUACGGCAAACAUCGUUUUACCCGAAAAUAGCGUCGUCUUUGGUAACUCACCUGGCUAGGGCUGCACUCGAUUCUGAAGGCGAACAACUUAAUUGUUUACUAACAGCGAUUCGAGACCAAAUGGACGUGGAUAAUAUGCAUCAGUUAUCCGUGCUUUUUCCUGCCUUGGUGGAAAAAUUUGGUAAGAUCAACGAAAUGAAAACAUCGCCACUGCUGGACGUGUUUUUGCGUUAUAUGGAGACCUGUGCUGUUGCACCUGAUGUUUGGCCCAUGAAUUUUUCUCGAGAUUGCGGACAAAAGCCAGUUUUGAAAUAUCUUGUUACAAUACCUACUAAAAAGGCGCAGAUGCUAAUGACGGCGGAUGCCGUGGAAGCAUUAUUAAAGUUGCUCUGUUAUGCGUCGGGAAAUCAAACAAGAUCAUACAAAACACUUGCUGAGGUGUGGUUGUCAGAUAAGCACAAAAUGCCUAAAGUGUUAUGCGAUGGUAGCGAGAUUGAUCUGCUAACUCCUAAAUUAAGAGCUUUUAUGCUUGAGUUCGAUAAUGAGAAAAUUGUAAAGAUUGCGAUGGGAGAUCUGGAUGCGCAGUCGGCAUUAAAAGUCGCGUGUGAGUUGAGUGCUAUACGACCAGAGCAUGCUUCUCGUCUACUAGAAAUUGCGUGCGGAAAUCGUGAACUCCGCAAAAGUGACGUUAUGUCACUGGAUAAGACGGCUAGAAUAAUGCUAAACAUACACAGUAUUAAUGGCAUCAAACAUGCACAACAGGUAAUAUCACUUCUCGAUGAUAUCCAAAGAUGUAAUGAAGAGAAAAUGGAAAUCAGCGCUUUCCAUACUUCACCUACAAAACCCACUGUUAUCGCUGAGAGAACUCCAACGAAACCAAUGACGCGAGUUGAAAUGCUCCAUUAUUUGAAAGCAGCUACGAUAUCAGGUGCUCCAUUCGUGCUCGACUGGGAUAUUUGGCGUGAUACACAAGCAGCUGAAGAUGUCGCUAUGGCUGUGGUAGAACAUUUAGAAGGAAAUCUGAAAUUCUUUCUUGGCGACCGUGAUGCGUUUAAUUUAAUUUUUGCUGUAUUAGGACCAUGUGCGAAGAAGUUUCCUGCUGUGAAAAGCCGGUUAUCCACGUUUUCUGCAAAAGUGCUUAAAAGUGCCGCCACAUCUUCGGCGAUUGAAGGUCAUUUGCGGCAAUAUGUACCCAAUGCACCUCAACCCGUGAAUCAGAAAAUGAAGGAGUUAACUGAGGAGGAAAUGUUGCGAGCGCUCCAUAAUAGAGUGCUACCACCUGGUUACAGCCGAGCUUUGCUGCUCAGUAGGUUUCUGCAGCGGCGUGAGGAGAUCUUCUCGGCAAUAUCCGAUCCCGCAGAGCUAGAUUUGCAGAUGUUGGUAAUUUUUGGUGAUCCUGGAAUAGAUGAGCUGGUAGCACAGAUGCCACUACGAUGUCCGUUAAAGACGAUUGAGAUUGUGUUCAAUAAAUUACUUUCCUCAUUUAAUCCGAGAUUCAAUUCACAAAUAGUAUGCACAUUCUUUAUGCUGAAUUCAAUUCGCGAAUUUUGCCGUGUAUGGACUGUCCAGCAGUGGAGCUGUCUGGCCCAGUAUUUGGUGGACAUGGUCGUCCGCAAUCCGGAACGCAUAAAAACUGCAGUCGAUCUUAUUGAUCACCUGAAAUUUUGGUACGAUGACGCAACAAAUACCCCUACUCACAAGGAUGCCGUCGACAUUAAAAAAGGUCUAGUUGUCUUACUAUGUUUUUCAAUUGACAUAUAUAGUGGAAGUCUGAUUGGAAAAGGGUCGGAAAAAUCCAUGGCUCCGUGGCUUCAAAAAGGAAGCGUUAAUCUGCAUGUACUUGAGAGAUUGCUAGAGUUGCAGUCAGGUUUACGAAUGUUGCAUCCCAAACUGGGUCCGAAAGGACAAGAAAUAGUGCCAUUUGUUUCGUUCGUUCUCGAUGCUACCUUGAAACUUUUGCCAUUAAUGCGUGAACCAUCGUAUUGUUGCGUACUCGGCAAUGCCAUUCACGCGUUUCUUUCUUUUUUUGAGACGAUCUCACAUUCGGAAGUGGCGGUGUACUUUUGUGAAAGACUAUUAGCGCUAUGCAUGAAAUUCUUUAGUGAACAUACAGACACAGCGAGAGAAGUGUUCAGUGACCGUUCUGAUGUUCUUGAAAUGUUGGUACAGAAAGUCGAACCUGGAAACCCAAUCAAGCAGAUGAUGCAAGAACUUCUUCGAGAAGCAGAUAUGGAGACGACAUGA